Aureococcus anophagefferens is the source of this 1659-nucleotide messenger RNA. RefSeq lists its product as hypothetical. The transcript is spliced from 3 exons. Gene Ontology annotation, molecular function: cysteine-type peptidase activity. Gene Ontology annotation, biological process: proteolysis. The record is from RefSeq and is a predicted model, not a curated record. The coding region runs from base 1 to 1659 and encodes 552 amino acids. NCBI's taxonomy places the organism in Eukaryota, Pelagophyceae, Pelagomonadales, Pelagomonadaceae.
AUGGAGCUCAUCCAGGACUUCGGGCCCUCGGACCCGCCGGGCCAGGCUCAAACAUUCGGUCUGACGGGCGCCGGGUCUUUGAACGGGGGCGCGAAGAAGCGCGGCCGCGGGUCCGGUGGCCCGAAGACGCUCUUCGCGAACAAGAUCAACGCGUCCCAGAGCCCGUCGUCGGCGAGGCCCUCGCCGCGGCCCGCCGCGCCCGCCGCGAAGAUCCCGAAGAAGGCCGCGCGGCCGGCGGCGCCCGCGCGGCCCCCGGCCGAGGCCCGCGCCCGGGACGCGGACUGCGAGAGCCAGGAGGCCGUGCUCGGGCUGCUCGACACGCUCGAGGAGAUCGACGUCGCGCGGGCGGACGACGUCGAGGCGGCCGGCGCCGAGCGCGCGCGGCGCGCGGUCGGCGCCUGGGAGCAGCCGCGGCCGCGCGCGGCGGCCGCGCGGCGGGCCGCGCCGCCGGCGCCCGCCGCGGAGCCCGCCGCGAAGCGGCGCCGCGCGCGCGACGGCGCCGCCGAGGCCGAGGCCGAGUGGCGGCCGGAGCCGCGGCGGUCGCGGCGCGGCCGGCCCGCGGAUCCGACCGGGACGGCGGAGAAGCCGCUCUGCAUCGACGACUCCUCCGACGACGACGCCGGGGCCGCGGGUGCCGCGGGCGCCGCGGGCGCCGCCGGUCCGCGCCGGUCCGCGCGGCGGACGCGCCGGUCGCCGGGCGCCGGGGCCGACGCGACGCCGCUCUUCCAGUACCCGCCGGGCCCCGCCGCCGUCGACAGCAUCGUCGUCACGCGCGGCGACGUCGACCGCCUCGAGCCGGACGAGUUCCUCAACGACAACCUCGUCGACCUCUACGUCAAGGUCCUCGUCGCGGACGCGGCCCGGUCGCGGCUCGCGGCGCGCGAGGGCUUCGACGCGGCCCGCCUCGGGUCCGAGGUCCACGCGUUCAGCUCCCACUUCUUCACGAAGCUCCAGGAGGAGGGCCUCCGGGCCCCGGACGGCAAGGACCGCGCGUACGACCGCGUCGAGCGGUGGACGCGCGGCGUCGACGUCUUCUCGAAGAAGUUCCUCGUCGUCCCCAUCGUCGAGCACCUGCACUGGAGCCUCGCCAUCGUCUGCCACCCCGGCGCCCUCGUCCGCGUCGUGCGGGACCGGAUCGCGCGCGAGGAGGAGGAGGCGGAGGAGCGCGCGCGCGGCGAGGACGACGACGAGAGCGACGCGCCGCGCAUCGACGCGACCGCGGAGCCGUCGGGCGCGCCGCCGCCGCCGCGGCCCUGCAUCAUCUUCAUGGACUCGCUCAAGAUGCACAGCGCGCCCAAGGUCGAGCGCUUCCUCCGCGCGUUCCUCGAGCUCGAGUGGGCGAAGCGGAAGCCGGACGAGCCGGAGCUCAAGCUCAAGCUCAAGGUGGACCUGCCCCUCGUCGUGCCCAAGGUGCCCAUGCAGACCAAUUCCUGCGACUGCGGCGUCUACGUCCUGCGCUACGCCGAGGAGUUCCUCUCGCGCGCCGUCGGCGCGGCGCCGACCGUCGCCGUCACCGAGGCCGCCGUCGACGACAAGUUCGCGGCCCACGACUUCGCGUCGUGGUUCACGGCCGCCGAGGUCGCGGCCAUGCGCGGCGACCUCAAGGCCGCCGCCGAGGACCUCGCGAGGAAGACGGGCGCCGCGAGCUGGACGGCGUAG